AUGUUCCUUUUUGGCUCACCGAGUGUGGGCAUGUUAUUUGUAACUCCCAUCUCAACGCAGACCAAAGUUGCGCACAAUGUGGGCCGUGAUAAAGUUGAACUAAUCUUACUCGACGAUUUUCAGAUGGAGGCCCCGAUGUCUGAUUGGUUUCGCUCCAUUCCGCAUGCCCUCGAUGCUGUUGCCUAUGCCGCCAAAGUACUUGCAGCUAUCCUCAUUAUCUGUUUAACACGGCCUAUAGUUUCAGCAAGAGACCAUGGCAUACCAGAUCAGAUACUAUAA
Messenger RNA from Mycena indigotica, 279 nucleotides. RefSeq lists its product as uncharacterized. The transcript has 3 exons. Lineage: Eukaryota; Fungi; Basidiomycota; Agaricomycetes; Agaricales; Mycenaceae. The record is from RefSeq and is a predicted model, not a curated record. Bases 1 to 279 code for a protein of 92 amino acids.